AUGACCAUAGUCUCAAAUAGUCCCGACUUCUGGUGGUAUAUCCAAUAUUAUCGCGUUGAAAGCUAUUAUACAGUUGCAUCCACUGUUGUGGUGAUAUACGAUUGGGCACUGACAUUCGAACAAGAGUUUGAACUAGUCUGGAAACGACGCUGGUCCGUCACGAGCGUCUUAUAUCUUGCUUUGCGCUAUGGUGGAAUAAUAUACGCUGUCUUCGAUAUACCCGGCACUGUUUUUGAUUUCGAACAAUGGUGGAUGUUUACAAUCGCAAACAUCAUGCUGGGUGUGAUCAUGAUUACUCGGUUGCAUGCCAUGUAUCAGCGAUCGAGAAAGAUGCUUAUCUUCCUCGUUGUAUUUUUCCUUACCGUGACGACUACUAGCGCAGUAAUCACGGUAAUACAAAGCACACAUAUUACAGGAGAGGAGCUCAUCCUCUCCGGUACUUAUCAGUGCAAUUACGAGGGGAAUAGCCUUCUUCUAUCAGCCGUCACUUGGGUACUCGGCACCGUAUGGGAAGCCCUCGCGUUGUAUCUUUCAGUCCGUAUUGCUAUAAAGCAUUUCCGCGAACGACUAUCGACAGGGUCGAUUAUUGAGGACUGUUUCACGGUGUUAAUAAAAAGUCAUGUAUUUUACUUUGCAAGCUUUGCUGCCGUUGCUUCCUUCCGCAUUAGCUUCAUCUCUCCAAAUUUACCGAGCGGAAGUUCUGCAGGAGCUGAGCUUUAUUACGCUGUUGCGCUAGUUUCCGCGCUCUUGCAGAUGUUUUUGCUGGGACCGCGCCUCGUCCUUAGCGUUCGAGAACACGGCACUAGGCUUGUGGAUGACUCCGAAGGAGCAACUGCCAUGACUACGGUUGCAUUCCAGGAGUGCACACUCGCAUCGACUGAUAGCGGCAUGUAG
Molecule: messenger RNA, 894 nt
Organism: Suillus plorans
Lineage: Eukaryota; Fungi; Basidiomycota; Agaricomycetes; Boletales; Suillaceae
Exons: 12
Coding region: 1-894 (297 amino acids)
Source: RefSeq, a predicted model, not a curated record